Messenger RNA from Trichosurus vulpecula (common brushtail), 4108 nucleotides. RefSeq names its product zinc finger protein 883-like. NCBI's taxonomy places the organism in Eukaryota, Metazoa, Chordata, Mammalia, Diprotodontia, Phalangeridae. Gene Ontology annotation, molecular function: RNA polymerase II cis-regulatory region sequence-specific DNA binding; DNA-binding transcription factor activity. Bases 837 to 2582 code for a protein of 581 amino acids. The record is from RefSeq and is a predicted model, not a curated record. Gene Ontology annotation, biological process: regulation of immune system process; regulation of cytokine production; negative regulation of transcription by RNA polymerase II. The transcript has 6 exons.
AUUCCGCCAUUGGUGGCCGGCCGGCUCCAGAGCCUCAUUGUGGCCGCCCAGGCGAACGGUUUUCGGACAGGAGCGGCGGAGGGAUCCGGGGCCGGGUCUCUGGCCACAUCUGCAGUGCCUUGGUUUAGAGUGUGUGACUAAAGCUGCAGAGCCUUCCUGCUUACUCCAGCCUGUCUCUGGCCCCAGCAGCCCUUGGGUAGAGUCUGCAGAAACUCACUGGGAAGCUAGAGUCCAGGUCCUGUCUAGAGUGGCCUUGCUUUUGAUCUUCCAGCUGCACCUGAAGGUGGGCAAGGCACCUCCGGGGAACAAGAUUCUGUCGUAAGAAGAGGCUGUAUCUUCUCUAAGACUUCAUCAGAACAUUUGAGCCGAGACUAGUGUAAACAAGCACAUCCUGGAGCUGCUGGUUUUGCUGUGGUUUCUGACCCUACAGCCUGGGGAUACAGGACUUGGAUAAAAUUGGAUCAUCAAGGAAGGGGUGACUAUGGAGGACUCGGCUCUCAUGAUUGAAGAGAGAGCCCUGUCUUUUCAAGACCCCGGCCUUCCCAGAGAAAGUGCAGAGGAGGAAGAGGAAGGUGGGCUGGCCAGGUUCCAGGAACCAUUGACAUUCAAGGAUGUGGCUGUAGAAUUCACCCAGGAAGAAUGGGGCCAACUGAACUCUUCCCAGAAGAACCUAUUCAGGGAUGUGAUGCUGGAGAACUACAAGAACUUUGUUUACCUUGGUAAGGACGGACAGCUUUCCUCAUGCCUCAGAACUUAUUCAUUGGAGCAUCUUUGCAUCUUCAUUUGCUAAAGUCUGAAGAGCUUAACCAACAUUUUGGCUUGGGCUUCCAGUUUCCAUGCCAGCAGUUAUCCUCCUGUUGGAACGUGGUGAGGUGCCGUGGAUGUUAGAGGAAGAAGUACCUAGAGGCAUUCUUUCAGAUUCUGUCAGUCAGGAGACUACAUGUAAAACCAGGAACAUAGCUCCAAAGAGAGGCAUUUUCAUGGGAAUGUCAUCUAAACAAAGAAUGGCAAAGGCUGGUGGUAGCUGGAAUUCCAAUAUGGGAAAAGUUUGGGAAUAUGAUAUAAUGUUAGAGAAUCAGAAAGACAACCAGGAGAGACAAUCCAAACAAGUAACAGUUGCUCUCAGAAAAACUCUUAAUGAGGCAAGAGUCCUUGAAUAUAAUACAUUUGGGAGAAGCUUUCAACUUGGGUCAGUCCUUGUUCCACAACAGAGAGUUUAUACAGGAAGAAGUCUUCAUAAUUAUGAUAUCCUUGGAAAAAGCAUUAAAGAAUUUUCAGAUCUAAUUAAAUGUAACAAAACCAUCUUAGGGAAGAAUCUUUGUAAGCCUCUUGGUUACCACUCAGGUCUUAUUCAAUAUCAGAUGAUAAAUACUAAAGAGAAACCCUUCAGUUAUAGUGAAUAUGGGAAAGCUUUCAACCAGAACAUAAACCUUAAUAAAACAGUUCAUACUGGAGAGAAACGCUUUGAAUGUAAUGAAUGUGGGAAAACCUUCAGCAACAAUUCAUGCCUUACUCUUCAUCAGAGAAUUCAUACUGGAGAAAAACCCUUUGAAUGUAAUGAAUGUGGGAAAGCAUUUAGCCAGAAAUCAAACCUUACUCUACAUAAGAGAAUUCAUACUGGAGAGAAACCCUUUGAGUGUAAUGAAUGUGGGAAAACCUUUAGCCAGAAAGGACACCUUAUUGAACAUCAGAGGAUUCAUGCUGGAGAAAAACCUUAUAAAUGUAAUGACUGUGGGAAAACCUUCAGCCAGAGAGGAAACCUUAAUGAACAUAAAAGAAUUCAUACUGGAGAAAAGCCCUUUGAAUGUAACGAAUGUGGGAAAGCCUUCAGCCAGAGGGGACACCUUACUGAACAUCAAAUAAUGCAUGAUGGUGAUAAGCCCUAUAAAUGUAAUGAAUGUGGGAAAGAGUUCAGCCAUAGGACAUCCUUUAUUUAUCAUCAGAGAAUUCAUACAGGGGAAAAGCCCUAUGAGUGUAAUGAAUGUGGGAAAACCUUUAGCAAGAACUCAAAUCUUACUCUCCAUCAGAGAAUUCAUACUGGAGAGAAACCUUAUAAAUGUAACGAAUGUGGAAAAGCUUUCAGCCAGAGAGGACAUUUUAAUGAACAUCAGAGAAUUCAUGCUGGAAAGAAACCCUAUAAAUGUAGUGAAUGUGGGAAGGCCUUUAGCAAAAACUCUAACCUUACUCUACAUCAGAGAAUUCAUACUGGAGAGAAACCCUAUGAAUGCAGUGAGUGUGGGAAAGCCUUCAGCAAGAAGGGUCACCUUACUGAACACCAGAGAAUUCAUGCUGGAGAAAAACCCUACAAGUGUAAUGAAUGUGGGAGAGCCUUUAGCCACAAAACAACCUUUAUUAAUCAUCAGAGAAUUCAUACUGGAGAGAAACCCUAUGAAUGUAAUGAAUGUGGGAAAGCUUUCAGCCAGAGAGGAAACCUAACUGAGCAUAAGAGGAUUCACACUGGAGAGAAAUGCUUUGAAUGUAGUGAAUGUGGGAAAGCCUUCACUCAUGGGUCAUCUUUCAUUCAUCAUCAGAGACUGCAUAAUGGGGAGAAACUACAUAAAAGAAAUGAAUGUAGAAUGUAGUGGAAAGAUGGCUAAAUUUGGAGUCAGAAUAUGUGACUUCAGAUUCUGGCUCUGCUGUUUGCUACCUGUGACACUUGGGCAAAUAUCAACCACUCUGGGCUUUACUUCUUUCAUCCAUAAAAAAAAGAGGUUGGGUUGGGUUUUGUGUUGUUUUUUUUUUGUUUGUUUUUUCCACAACCCUCACAAGAGGUGUUGUAGAUAACCACUAAGAUUCAUUCCAGACAUUGAUCUAUGAUACUGUUAUAUUGGGGAAAACCAUCAGGCAAAGGAAAAAGAAAUCCCAUGAAUGCAGAGACUUUAGGAAAGAUUUCAGCGUGUUUAACCUUUAAGAAGCAUUAGAUAAUUCAUACAACAGAUAAGUCCUAUCAAUGCAGUGACAAAGGGGAGAUUUUUGAAGUGUAGGCCAUUCUUCAUCAGACACCUCAAGAUUUUUAGUAAAAUCUGUUUAAUAGCUGACUUACAGGGUUUUUAAGCUUGUAAUGCACUUUACAUACAUUAUUUCAUUUGAGCUUCAAAACAAACCUGGGAGGCAGCUACUACAGAUACUCUUGUAUUACAAAUGAGGAAGCUGAGACAUGGACUAAAUAACUUAUCUGCCCAUCAUUGUAAAGCAAUAAAAGGGGGGAGGAUUUGAAUCCAGGUCUUCCUGACUCCAGGUUUAACAUUUUCCACUGCCAUUUGCUGCUUCUCUAGUAAACCCACCCAAAUGUUAUUUAACAAAAUAAGCUUCAGGAAUUUCUUAUUGCAAAUAAAAUAGAGAAAUGACCUAAGGUGACUUUCUUGUCUCAAGUUGGGUAAUGUUGAAAAUGGAGACUGCCUGUGUGAAUUCAGACUAUUCACGUAGUAGGAUCUUUUUGGGGGUAAAGUGAUCUGAAAAGUUACAAAAGGAAUCCUACCUUUGAGUGAGUUCUGUGGUUGGGAAUAUAUCCUAAAAAUGUUAUCCAAAAUUGUCAAAAGAUUUUCAUAGGAUUAUUUAGAAUUGUUUUUUUAAAAAAUGGAAGCAGCCUAAAGUUCAACAAUAAGGAAGUGGUUAAAUACAUUCUGUUACAUUAAUGUAAUGAAAUAUGAUGUUAUUGAACCUGACAAGUAUGAGCAAAGAAAUCUGAAAAGGCCUUUAUGAAGUAAUUGAAACUAUAAAAAGCAGAACCAGAAGAAUGGAGUACACUUAACUAUGUAAAAAGAAUGGAUAGUGAGAGUCCUGAGGGAGACUUAAGAGAAUGACUGAAAAAUUACGACAUUAUUUGCAUUGAAAUUCACUUAUUUAAAUGUAAGUAGUUGCAAAGCAAUUUUAAUUGGUUGUGUUAAUGUCUGACAUCCUUUGUCAUUUUAAAAAAUAAAAUAAGACUGGGCCCAUCUAAAAGUUUGGCCUGGGUGGCAUGAUGUAGUGGGAAGUGUACUCUACUUGGAAUCAGGAGACCUGGGUUUGAAUCUCUGGGGUAUAACAAUACCUAUGUAACUGAACAGAUUUACCUCUCAAGAGCCCAAGUAAUUGUACUUGCACUACUAUUAUUAAAUGAGUUCCGUUA